Molecule: messenger RNA, 687 nt
Organism: Ctenocephalides felis (cat flea)
Lineage: Eukaryota; Metazoa; Arthropoda; Insecta; Siphonaptera; Pulicidae
Exons: 5
Coding region: 1-687 (228 amino acids)
Source: RefSeq, a predicted model, not a curated record
AUGACUCAUACUAGGCACAGUCUAAGUGAGAACGCGAUGCGUUUCCUUAACCGACCAAUCACCUAUCUCCUUUUGAUCGUUAUCAACAGUUUGUUACUGCUGUCGACCAAUGAGGUGUCGUGUCAGGAACCUGCUUUCGAACUUCCGGUUCAGCUGAUCGGAUUUCCGGUCAUCAUUUUGGCUGUCAGACUUUCGAAUUUCGUUAAGAAGUUGGCUUACAGCCUUAGUCCACAAACCUAUGCACCAAAUUCAUCAUCGCAAAUCCCGUCCAAUUACAAUUCGGCAAUUUCUUCCAACACUAUACAGAGAUCGAAAAGAUCGACACUCGAGAAUCUUCGACAGGACUUCGAAGUCAAUUUCGAUAUCGACGAAGCCGAAAGGAAAUUAGUGGCCUCUUUAGGGGAUGAUGUGUGUGUGAUGCAAAGGGUGUGUGUGCAACAUGCAGUCAAAUCUGUUGAAAGAAGCAAAAGAAAUGCCAAUUUGGAGACGAUUGCCAAAAGAUUUGGCAUGUUGGGAGAGCAACCCGAUUGGGAAGAGAUUUUGAGCGGAUACCUAUCGAGUUCCAACCAGGACAAACAAUGGUACCUCCUCAGCGUUUUCGUCGGUGACGUCAUGAAGGAUCCCGAUUUUUGCCGAAAAUUGGCGAAGAGGAGACCUUGCCAACACGACGGAGGCCAUAAUAUAUAA